AUGGCUUCAGGAGAUACUGAUCAUAUAGAAGUGAUGGACUCUUCGGCUACUAAAAAGUCUGAUAACGCAACUGGACCUUCGGGCGCGGAAGAAGAUGAUCGAGACAAGAGCUCAAUCGCUGAGAAAAAUGCACCGUACGAUCCUGCUGUGGGCCCCUCAGGGGCGAUCAGCAAGGUCCACAAGUCGGACAGAAAGAUCGGACAUCGUCGCGUUGGCGAGGGUGGCGAGAUCACCUACAAGAAGAUCCAGUCUUCCCAAAUUAUGGGAUCUAUACAGCUUGGAAUUCAGCAUGCAAUCGGCGGGCUAGCAUCCAAACCUGAGCGCGAUCUCCUCAUGCAGGACUUCAUGACAGUGGAGACCACGAACUUUCCCCACGAAGGCUCCAACCACACGCCUGCCCAUCAUUAUUCAGAGUUCAAAUUCAAGACAUACGCUCCAAUCGCCUUCAGAUAUUUUCGCGACCUGUUCGGGAUCCAACCUGAUGAUUUCUUAAUGUCGAUGUGCAGUGCACCGCUACGUGAGCUCAGCAACCCUGGAGCGUCCGGCAGCAUCUUCUACCUAACCAACGAUGACGAAUUCAUCAUCAAGACUGUCCAGCAUAAAGAGGGAGAGUUUCUUCAAAAACUACUGCCUGGAUACUAUUUGAAUUUGGAUCAGAACCCACGUACAUUACUGCCAAAAUUCUUCGGCUUAUAUUGUUACCAGUGCAACAGCAAGAACGUACGACUCGUAGCGAUGAACAACUUGCUACCGUCGUCUAUCAAACUACAUCAGAAAUACGAUUUAAAAGGAUCCACUUAUAAACGGAAGGCGAACAAAAGUGAACGUCAGAAGACGUCGCCUACGUACAAGGACCUGGAUUUCAUGGAACAUCACACUGAAGGUCUGUUCCUUGAAGCGGACACGUACAAUGCACUCAUUAAGACCAUGCAGCGGGACUGUAGAGUGCUGGAGAGUUUUAAGAUCAUGGAUUACUCCCUCCUAGUCGGCAUACAUAACCUAGACGAAGCUCAAAGAGAGAAAACAGAGGCCAGGAAACGCACUGACUCAGGUCAGAGUGACGGUGAUGAUGCCGAGGGAGAACCACGGAAAGGACUGAAUAGGACGAGAUCUGAACAGGGCAAGGAGGAUUUCACCGCGCAAGUGAAAAGAACUCAGUCAAUAAAUCGACAGCGAUUGGUGGCUCACUCCACCGCGAUGGAGAGCAUACAGGCUGAAAGCGAGCCUAUCGAUGAAGAGGAAGAUGUGCCUCCUGGCGGCAUUCCGGCUCGGAACGCGCGUGGCGAGCGACUCCUCUUGUUCCUGGGUAUCAUCGACAUCCUACAGUCGUACAGACUGCGCAAGAAACUCGAACACACGUGGAAGAGCAUGAUACAUGACGGGGACACCGUCUCAGUACACAGACCGAGUUUCUACGCGCAGAGGUUUUUAGAUUUCAUGGCUAAAACCGUUUUCAAGAAAAUACCUUCGUCCCUGAAGCACUCGCCUUCGAAACGGAAGAGCAUCGCCAAACCGGCUAGGCCACAAGAAGAAAUUGACACGCCAGGACGUAUCUACAUCGGCAGACCGAUUAAAGAUUACAACCCUGACUUCUUAAGACAGUCGAGACUGUCGCCUAGGUCUUCAGUUAGAUCGAGCAUGAGCGAUUUUACCGACACCACCAUAUCCACGUGGAAUCAAAGGCAUCCUAGCAUACAGCCGCCGACAGAGUACCCCUCAGUCCUCUCUGACAGACUUAAAAUGGACAGAGAUAGACUAGUGACCUUCCCAAGACGUAUAGAGUUCGACACAUCGAACAUAUCUCGAGAACCAGGCACGUCUUACGGGAAUAAUGUCUACAGAACAUCCAUUCAGGAUCGAAUGGAGUCGUUAUCAGACCAGUUAACUAAAGUCUUAAGUACUGGAGCCGGGAGCUCGCAUAUCAACGGCAGCCUAGCCGACAGCGGGAUCCAGACAGACAACACAAGUACCAGCGUCCCUCAAAUAUACGUAGAAGCUCAUACAAACUUCCCAAAGAAGAAGGACGCAGCCGUUGACACGAGAAAUGAGAACAACCUUCAAGACAUACCCUUCAUAGACGACGAAGACGACGAAUCGAAAUGGAAACGACGCUCGAAUAUUCUAGAAAAACACAAAAGCACUUCAAACAUUCCAGAGAGAAUUGACGAGGUUUCGUCCAAAGAACAAUCCAAUGAGAGAUUAACGAAUAGCCUCAAUAGAGCAAAGUCACCGACUUUUGUCGAAAAAUUCAAGAAAUUCUUCGUCGAUAUUGGUUUAGUCAAAACUGAUAGCACUUUAGCUGCAGAGAACUCUAACACGUUACCAAAAAGCUUAGGUUCGAGUUAUAGAAAGAGUGCGACGCCUAGUUUAGAGGCUAGAGAAACGGCGACUUUGCCGAAAGACAUGCGAUUCCGUAAAGUACGGUCGACGCAAACUGUCUACAUCAAACCAGAAUCUCCAAUAAUGUCCGACAAAAACAUACAAAUAUCGAAACAUGUAUCAGUUGUCCAACUGAACGGCGAUGAACAUAUGAGUGUGAAAGAGAAAGAAUCGGAAACUUUCAUUAAAGAAGUUGUCUACGUAAGAAGUAUAGAAAAAGCUGAAAUAUAUUCAGGAAAAGACAGCGGUAGCACCAUUAUCAUAGUACCUCCAGCCGAUUGA
Spodoptera littoralis (African cotton leafworm) is the source of this 2661-nucleotide messenger RNA. NCBI's taxonomy places the organism in Eukaryota, Metazoa, Arthropoda, Insecta, Lepidoptera, Noctuidae. The record is from the annotation of a GenBank genome assembly.